This is a messenger RNA of Populus euphratica (Euphrates poplar), 928 nucleotides long. RefSeq lists its product as uncharacterized. The transcript has a single exon. NCBI's taxonomy places the organism in Eukaryota, Viridiplantae, Streptophyta, Magnoliopsida, Malpighiales, Salicaceae. Bases 235 to 675 code for a protein of 146 amino acids. The record is from RefSeq and is a predicted model, not a curated record.
CUCUAAAACACAUUCAUUACCGAUGAUGAUGCUAAAUCAUAACUUGAUACAAUUUCUACUCACCCACUAUAACCAAAUCCCAUUAGCAAUUCGCCACCUCUCUCUCUCUUGCUUCUCCAUAUAUCUUUUCUUGCAAUCUAAGCCUUGGAAGCUGUAACAAUAUAUAGUCCAAAACCCAGAACAAAACUCUGUAACCAGCUCUGAUCGUAUCACACCCUCAAACCCGCGAAUAAAAUGAGCUCAGUUUGCAUAUCAAACUGUGUCAAUGAUACACGUGACCCUCGGGUGCCUGUCCGUGCCAAUUAUGUGAACCUCUACAAGUGGUCAGAAUCUGAUGCUGAGCUCAUAAAAUCUGUCCGCCGUGUAGCUGGCCAUGGGUUGCAUGGCCACCCAAGAGUGGUGGACAGUAUAUCCUGCAGGCAGAUGUAUCUGAGGAGCUACACGUUUUCUAGAAAAGAAAGUAUGCCAGAGAAGACCAAGAAGUGCUUUGGUAGAGUGAAAGAGAAGGUCGCAAAUCAUGGAAAGAAGAGAAAAGAUCAGAUUAAGGGUGGUCGUAAGAGGAAGUGUUCGGUGUUUAGGAAAGCCAAGGAAGUAUCUUGCAGUGCCUUGUUUAGGAUCUUUCACAGGUUGCUGUCUUGUACUGCUACAGUAGAUGUUGUGGAUCAAAAAGAUUAAUUAAGGUCCAUGACCAAUAAUAAUUAAGCUGAUGGAAUCGCUCACUUUCGUCUGUUAUCCUUUUUCUUUUUAUUUAUGUUUAAGUUGAUAUGAAGUUUGCUCUACUGUACUGCUAUGAAUUUGCUGAAGGGAUAUCGAGUGGGAAAUUAAAUGUGGCAGAAAUCAUGGGUUGUAUAUGUGCUUAUGUUGGUUAGAAACAAUAUUUGUCUAGCUUUUCAGUAAUGGUAAUGAGAAAUCAUGAUGUCAUUUUGCA